UAUGAGGUAUGUCCCGUGUSAAGUUGAACUCCAUGCCCCAUCUUGCACUUGGCAGUCAUUUCGUUGUCUCUUCCCAAGGUCCUUCUGCUGCCCAUGGUUAGUUUUGCAGAGAAAGGGAGGAAGACUGUAGUAGCYAGCUGGAAAAUGUGAAACAUCUUGUUAUCCCUCAGCAUCCUUCUCUGUCAAAACAUGGCAGAGCACAAAUAGGACACCCCUGCCGAGGUGCUGCUAUUAAACAGGUAUUGCUUUCUAAGCGGGUAUCACAGUGGGUGGGGGAACCUCCAAAACACAGAAAAGUAACAAGCGUAGAUUUGAUUCCUUGUAGGCUUCACCUGGGUGAUUAUCAUCACAGCAAACUAGUCACAGUGAGAAAACAGCAAWAAGAUUUUACAGCUUCUUUUUGGACUGGCUUCUUGUUUUCUGCACUUAGGCAUGAGGUGUUCCCUACUCCCAGCCCAGGGUGCCCUGGACCUGUGCCCAUCACAGCAAGUUUCAAGUCCCAAGUAAAAUUCUGCUUUGGUUUAUGAACUCUGGUGCACUCUGCUCAGUUCAGGUUCUUGAUAUUCUUCUGUGCUGAUUCCUGUUUUUCUUGUUACAAGCUUUCAAGUGCUUCUGAGGUACCAGCGUGUUACGGAUUGAUGAACUGACAAUCCAAGCUUUAAUCCACACUGCUUCUUUAGCCUUAUACUUGAUGAUGGAAGAGCCAAAGAAACAGCUCAACCAGAUAGAAAGACCCAUCAAAUAACUCACAUUUUGUAAUGAGUGUGUUUCUCUGAAGCAAUAAGAUUAUGUGGAUCAGCUGGUGUGCUUUGUGUCUGGUGAAAAGAAGCUUAUUUAAAUUAAGAGAGCCAGGAAAUCUGUGUCUCAGUCCAGAAGGAAGAUGGGUUCCACAGAAGACCUUGACUAUCCUGAAAUCAUUGUGCACUACAGCAAUGGAUUUUUAAUCUCAAAGGUUAUGUUCACUGCCUGUGAGUUGGGGGUGUUUGAUCUUCUUCUGGAGUCAGGAAAGCCUCUGUCUUCAGAUGCCAUUGCUGCAUGUCUGGGUGCCAGCACCAUGGGGAUGGAAAGACUGCUGGAUGCCUGUGUGGGACUGAAGCUCUUGGCAGCAGAGAUGACACAAGAAGGAGUCCUCUACAGAAACACAGAAAUUUCCAACAUCUACCUUACAAAAUCAAGUCCAAAGUCUCAGUAUCAUAUCAUGAUGUAUUAUUCCAACACAGUCUACUUGUGCUGGCAGUACCUGGCUGAUGCUGUGAGAGAAGGAAGAAACCAAUAUGAAAGAGCUUUUGGCAUUUCMCCUAAAGACCCUUUUGGAGCAAUGUACAGAUCAGAUGAGGAAAUGCUAAAAUUCAUGGCUGGCCAGAACUCAGUGUGGAGUAUAUGUGGCAGAGAUGUUCUUGCUGCAUUCGACCUUUCCCCCUUCAUGCAGAUCUGUGACCUGGGAGGAGGCGGAGGAGCUUUGGCCCGAGAGUGUGUUUCUUUGUACCCAAAUUCUACUGUCACAAUUUAUGACCUGCCCAAAGUUGUGCAAGUGGCCAAAGAGCAAUUUGUUUCCCCUGAGGAGCRCCAGAUCGCUUUCCAUGAAGGAGACUUUUUUAACGAUUCAAUUCCUGAAGCUGAUUUGUAUAUUUUAUCCAAGAUACUGCAUGAUUGGGAUGAUGACAAAUGUAAACAGCUACUGGCAAAAGUCUMCAAAGCAUGCAAACCUGGUGGUGGAGUGCUGCUGGUUGAAUCGCUUCUGAAUGAAGAUAAAAGUGGCCCUGUAGAAACCCAAUUGUAUUCGAUGAAUAUGUUGGUCCAGACAGAAGGGAAAGAACGAACAGCAGCAGAGUAYAGCAAACUCCUGGAGGCAGCUGGCUUUGGAGUGAUUCAAGUCAGGAGGACUGGAAAACUCUAUGAUGCUGUUUUAGGAAGGAAAUAGUUGGGCAUGUUUUGUGCAUGUAACAAGACAGAAAAAGUGGAGAAA
Messenger RNA from Malurus melanocephalus (red-backed fairy wren), 1966 nucleotides. RefSeq names its product acetylserotonin O-methyltransferase (gene ASMT). The record is from RefSeq and is a predicted model, not a curated record. NCBI's taxonomy places the organism in Eukaryota, Metazoa, Chordata, Aves, Passeriformes, Maluridae. Bases 881 to 1921 code for a protein of 346 amino acids. The transcript has 8 exons. Gene Ontology annotation, molecular function: acetylserotonin O-methyltransferase activity. Gene Ontology annotation, biological process: methylation; melatonin biosynthetic process.